GUCUGGACUCGGCACCGCGAAGUCGCCGCUUGUGCCUGGGCGCUGUGCAGUGCUGUCGUGGCUACCCGUGUUGCGGGACCGAGGAGCGUCUGUCCGGCCGCACCUGUGGCUGUCCCCGCUGGCGUUGCGUGGAAUACAGUCCGCCUUGAGUCGAGACGGGCAGCAGCCAGGGGUCACUCACCGCGCCUGCCCCGCCUGUCAUGUAUCCGGAGACUCUCUUGCCUUGGGGAGAAGGGAUCUUCCAGAAUAGCGAAUGUUUCAAGGAUGUGUGUAUUUGAGGAAAGUCCGGGAAGGGCGAUCUUGAGAACGGUGUGUCUGUUCGCCGCUGCUUGAACUUUCUUAUUUCUCGGAGACUCUUUAUGUCCUGAGCGCUGGUUGCAUAGAGGUGAAUGAAGCUCAAGCGGUCAAGGAAGGCUCCUUGUGAGUGGUCCUUGGAUCGCCUAACAGGUUGAGGGAAAACUGGCAAGAAAAAUGGCUCUGAUGACAGGGUGCAGUCCUGCAUUUGCCAUGCAGCACAUUGUGGCUGUGCCCCAUGGACUGGUACGGAGAAGCCUCCUUGGAACGGACCUCCUCAUGACAAGGACUCUGUGCAGUCCAGGUCCCAGCCAGCCCAGAGAAAAGCGACCAGAGGCUGCAGCCUUAGGGCUGUAUCACCGCCUCCCGGCAUUGGGAAGAGCAUUGGGCCACAGCAUUCAGCAACAAGCGACCUCCACAGCCAAGGCUUGGUGGGACAGAUAUGAAGAGUUUGUGGGACUCAAUGAAGUUCGAGAGGCCCAAGGAAAUGUAACCGAGGCAGAAAAGGUGUUCAUGGUGGCUCGUAGCCUUGUCCGAGAGGCUCGGGAGAAUUUAGAGGCUCAGCAGGCUAAGCUGAAGGAGGUGAGGGAUCGUUUGGACCGAGUCUCCAGGGAGGACAACCAGUACCUGGAGCUGGCUACUCUGGAGCACAGGAUGCUGCAGGAAGAGAAGAGGCUCCGAGUAGCCUAUAUGCGUGCAGAAGACUCUGAGCGGGAGAAGUUCUCUCUCUUCUCUGCAGCUGUGCGGGAGAGUCACGAGAAGGAGCGCACACGGGCUGAGAGGACUAAGAACUGGUCCCUCAUUGGCUCAGUUCUCGGAGCGCUGAUCGGUGUGGCUGGCUCCACCUAUGUUAACCGUGUCCGGCUACAAGAACUGAAGGCCUUACUCCUGGAGGCACAGAAAGGGCCCGUGAGUCUCCAGGAGGCCAUCCGUGAACAGGCUUCUAGCUACUCCCUCCAGCAGAGAGACCUCAAGGACCUCAUGGUGGAUCUGAGGGGCCUGGUGCAUGCUGGGCAGGGCCAGGGCUCUGGGUCACCAACAGGUACUUCUUCUACCAGAGGAAAAGACAUAGAUGCCCUUUCAGCUGCCAUGAAAGAGCAGCUCAGUCAUUCCCAGCAGGUCCAUUCCUGCCUGGAGGGUUUACGAGAGCGGCUUGAUGGCCUGGAAAAGACUUACAGCCAAAUGGCUGGGUUGGUUCAGCUUGCAAAGGCUACAGCACAUCCAGGCCUGGAGGAGCCAGCAGACGGGGCCCUGCCCAGCUCUUUGCUGGAACAAGGGAGCAUGAUCUUGGCCCUGUCUGAUGUGGAGCAGAGGCUAGAAGCCCAAGUCAACAGGAAUUCUAUCUACAGCACACUGGUCACCUGUGUGACAUUUAUGGCCACGUUGCCCGUGCUCUACAUGCUGUUCAAAACCAGUUAGCCUUGGGGGCCUCUUCAGAGGGGCCUGAGGGUGAAUGUGGCUUUUGCUGGUGAUAUGACAAAUCUUGAGGUACACACAAACGCAAACUGAGUACCAUCUGAGAGGCUCACUGGCAGUUAUAUUUUAUUUUGUAGGUAAUGCUUAUUCACAUUAAUUAUCAAAACUUUGCAGAUGUCCAAUUAAAAUAUAUAAGAAUUUGUAUUAUUUAAAAGAUUUUUA
Cricetulus griseus (Chinese hamster) is the source of this 1932-nucleotide messenger RNA. The record is from RefSeq and is a predicted model, not a curated record. Lineage: Eukaryota; Metazoa; Chordata; Mammalia; Rodentia; Cricetidae.